Molecule: messenger RNA, 708 nt
Organism: Exophiala spinifera
Lineage: Eukaryota; Fungi; Ascomycota; Eurotiomycetes; Chaetothyriales; Herpotrichiellaceae
Exons: 3
Coding region: 1-708 (235 amino acids)
Source: RefSeq, a predicted model, not a curated record
AUGUCGUAUCUCGAUAAGCAGGUGUCGCCGAUCAGCAAGCUGAUGUUCGAUAUAAAAACCAUGGUUGACUAUGCACAGUCCGAAAACUCCACCACCACUACACCACCAAUUACAAAGAUGAUCUCAGAAACCGCACCAGCUGUCCGACCUCAGAGACGAGGUUCUGAGGGAGUAGCCGGCGUCAGAGACAACGCCUUUAUAUCAUUCUACAACGACUGCGACGUCAGCGAACUCCUUUUCAAGGAACCAGCAUUCGCACAUGGGUUUAUUCCUCUCGAACCAGAGCCAGAACAGCCGGCGAAAUCCAAGGCAGUGCCAUUCAAGGCCACGAGAAGGCCCACAGAGCACAUGAACACCGGCACCACGCCUCCCUCGACGAUUGUGGAGAAGAAAACCGUGGACCCUACUCCUCUCAAGGCAUCCGUCGAGGCCGACCGCAGCUCAGAAAAAAAGUCCUACGACAAGGAGCGAAGGCCGAGUUUCGUCGAGGUUUCGGUCCCACAUGCCAACCACGAGGAACACGCGCCUCAUCACCACAGACGACAUUCUUCCGAGACUCACCUCCCCAUGAGCUGGUGGCCGGAGGAUGAAACCCGGGCAACGCACGCCUGGGUAGAGCGCACUGAGAGCGGCGUAGAGGACGACAUGUCCGACGCUGACGAAGAGGAAGAUGCCAUUGAAGAAGCUUUUUACGCUUCGUACGAUUGA